Messenger RNA from Aspergillus heteromorphus CBS 117.55, 1200 nucleotides. RefSeq names its product acetyl-CoA C-acetyltransferase (gene erg10B). The coding region runs from base 1 to 1200 and encodes 399 amino acids. NCBI's taxonomy places the organism in Eukaryota, Fungi, Ascomycota, Eurotiomycetes, Eurotiales, Aspergillaceae. The record is from RefSeq and is a predicted model, not a curated record. Gene Ontology annotation, biological process: ergosterol biosynthetic process; fatty acid beta-oxidation. Gene Ontology annotation, molecular function: acetyl-CoA C-acetyltransferase activity. The transcript has 5 exons.
AUGUCUUCGCUUCCUCCAGUUUACAUUGUUUCCUCCGCCCGUACUCCCGUGGGAUCCUUUCUAGGCUCCCUGUCGAGUCGGACUGCCCCGCAGCUGGGCUCGCAUGCUAUCAAAGCUGCCUUGAGCAGAGCCGAUGGCUUAAAGCCAUCCGAUGUGGAGGAAGUUUUCUUCGGAAAUGUUCUUACUGCAAAUGUCGGCCAGAACCCUGCCAGGCAAUGUGCUCUCGGUGCCGGGCUUGACGAGUCUACGGUGUGCACUACUGUUAACAAAGUUUGUGCUUCGGGCUUGAAGGCCGUCAUUCUCGGCGCCCAGACCAUCAUGACUGGAAAUGCAGACAUCGUCGUGGCCGGUGGCACCGAGUCUAUGUCUAAUGCCCCUCAUUACCUCCCAAAUCUUCGCACUGGCGCAAAAUAUGGCCACCAGAGCCUGGUGGAUGGGAUCAUGAAAGAUGGUCUCACAGAUGCAGGCAAGCAGGAACUCAUGGGCUUGCAAGCGGAGGAGUGCGCCCAAGAUUAUGACUUCAGCAGGGAGCAACAGGAUGAUUAUGCCAUUCGCACCUACGAAAAAGCCCAGGCCGCGCAGAAAGCCGGUCUCUUCGAUGAUGAGAUCGCGCCCAUUGAACUCCCCGGCUUUAGGGGCAAGCCAGGUAUCACCGUGACUCAAGAUGAAGAGCCAAAGAACCUUAACCCCGACAAGCUUCGAAGCAUCAAGCCUGCAUUCAUCCCUGGGUCUGGAACUGUGACGGCUCCUAAUUCUUCGCCCCUCAACGACGGUGCCGCCGCUAUUGUUCUAGUCUCUGAGGCUAAAUUGAAAGAAUUAAAUCUCAAGCCCAUUGCAAAGAUUCUUGGAUGGGGAGAUGCUGCGCACCAGCCCAGCAAAUUCACAACUGCUCCGGCCCUCGCUAUCCCCAAAGCCCUCAAACAUGCAGGUAUUGCUCAGGAUUCCGUGGAUGCAUUUGAGAUCAACGAGGCCUUCAGUGUUGUUGCCCUUGCGAAUAUGAAGCUGCUCAACAUCCCCGAAGAAAAGGUCAAUGUACACGGUGGUGCCGUGGCUAUUGGUCACCCGAUUGGUGCCAGUGGUGCUCGGAUCCUGACUACGUUGCUCGGCGUUCUCAAGGCAAAGAAGGCCAAGAUUGGCUGUGUGGGCAUCUGCAAUGGUGGUGGCGGCGCGAGCGCCAUGGUUGUCGAAUCACUCCUCUAG